Daphnia pulicaria is the source of this 1620-nucleotide messenger RNA. RefSeq names its product alpha-(1,3)-fucosyltransferase C-like. Gene Ontology annotation, cellular component: membrane. The coding region runs from base 387 to 1607 and encodes 406 amino acids. Gene Ontology annotation, molecular function: alpha-(1->3)-fucosyltransferase activity. The record is from RefSeq and is a predicted model, not a curated record. Lineage: Eukaryota; Metazoa; Arthropoda; Branchiopoda; Diplostraca; Daphniidae. The transcript has 3 exons.
GCGAAAUAUAAAAGUGAAUGUGAUCCCUGUGGUCUUACACACAUUAAAGUAUUUUUGACAAUAUGAUGUAGUGGCAUCAUAAAUAUCAGAAAUACGUAGCUACACCUUCAUAAAUGUGGUGGCCAAGUUCUUUAGAGAAGCGAAACGCGGCGAAACGAAAACCAAUCCGCCACCAUCCAAACCCUUUAUCAGACGGCAGUGGAUUUCUUGAUGGCGACAGUAGGGACACAACUUGCUAGUUAGUGGUCAACAGCAGACUUGCUACAUUUAUAUCUGAAUUUGAAUUUUUGAAAUAAAAAAAUUAGCAGUUUUUUUUCAGUUGUGCAGUUAACAACGUAACGAAUAGAGUGAACUAUUGAACGUGAUAAGAUAAUUGGGUAGCGAAAAUGUUCCAAAUUGGUCAUCAGAAAGUUACUUGUUUAAUCGUGACGGCUUUCCUGUUAAAAAUUGGACUGCAGUUCUACUUGGACGACACAAAGCAAAUUGUUGACGUGGAUCAACCAACAUCGAAAUCGGCCAAUAACGUCAUCAACGAGCGCUAUCAAAUAUUUGAGAGUUAUUUCCGCGAUUCCCUUUCGGAUAUUGACCCACCAUUCAAGCGGAUACUAUUUUGGAAUGAUGUUUAUGGGAGCAAAGAUUACGGAAUUGGCAUCGGCCGCGACGCCAUGAAGAAAUCAGGAUGCCCAGUUUGGCAGUGUGAAACUUCGGAUAACCGAAGUGACGUCAUGGAAUACGACGCCGUGGUGUUUCACCUUCGCACCUGGACAAUUAAUGACCUGCCAGAACGUAGAUCACAAAAUCAGCGCUACGUUCUUUGGAGCUUGGAAUCGGCUGCGUGGUUCGCCGAUACGAUCCGAAUGACGAAUUUCUUCAACUGGACCAUGACUUACCGUUGGGACUCGGAUAUCGUAGGUCCUUACGGUUACAUAGUACCAACUGGAGACGUCGCUCUUCAUCCCAGUGAAGACGAAAUGAAAUUCUAUUUGUCUAAACCUACACCAGUCAACUACGCCAAGGGAAAAACGAAAAUGGCUGCUUGGUUUGUUUCAAACUGUAACUCUGCGAGCAGUCGGAAUGAGAUGGUCAAAAUUCUUCGAAAAUAUAUUGACGUCGAUGUGUACGGUAACUGUGAGACAUUAAAGUGCCCCAAGGCAGAUACUGUGAAUGACUCUAGCGAGGAUUGUCGACAAAUGGCUGCCAAUAAAUACAAGUUUUAUUUGUCCCUAGAAAAUUCGCUGUGCCGAGAUUACAUCACUGAAAAGUUCUUCGGCAUGAUGCACCACCCGAUAAUACCAAUCGUUUUCAGCCUUCAUGAAGACCACGAAUUAAUAGCUCCGACGCAUUCUUUCAUCAACGCCGCCAAAUUUGAAAACAUGAAUAAGCUGGCUGAUUAUCUGAUCAUGCUCGACAACAACGACACGCUGUACAACGAAUAUUUUUGGUGGAAGCCUCAUUUCCAAGUGCGCGACAGCCCAAAGUACACUAGUAAAGGAAUGUGCCAUUUAUGUGCUGCUCUCCAUAACACGACGAUGCCAAGGAAAUUCUAUCCCAGCAUGACCGACUGGUGGGAAAAAGAAAUGUGCAUUAUUUCUCCGCAAAUCGCAUAAAUGUUGUAAUUGU